AUCACACAGAAUACAUAUAUACAGGAGCACCAAUCAUUUUUCAAACAGGAGCACUCGUACAAAAAUUUACAAGCACCACAGGAGAAGGAAGAGUGCAUUGCCUCCCAACUGUAUUAUGAUCCACAGAAAAGCUGAUGCAAUGACCCAAGAGAAGGCAAAGGCUCCUGUUGCUAGACCAACUGCAUUCCCAAUGUUGCAAAGGUUUCUCGUCCAAUAUAUUCAGUGAUGGUUCAUUGGGAUAACAGUCAAAAUUCAUGUCGCAUGUUGAAGAUCGUUCUAUAAAGAAAUUGAGCCAGAAUAUGACAACCGUAGUAAUGAUGACACCUAGCAGUAGAACCCAGAGCCAGAAGAGUGCUUGUCUUUAUAGCCCAUGAAGCAAGGGAGAGCAGCAUAAAUACUGAAGCCAAUGGCCACAAUGAGAGCAAAUAGACUUGAACCAAUACUCUCAGCUUGAAAUUUCCUCACUAGCUAAGCCGCCUGAAGGUGAUGUCUCAAAAGUGCUGCUUAAAAGUAUUGUCGGAGGGUUUGAAGAGGUUGGGCCAACCAGAAGCCACUCGAAGCCGAAGGUUGUGGUUUAGACAAUAUGUCUCUCCCUCUCUUGUUGUUUGCUCUGAAGGUUAAAAGUUAUAGGAGGUGACUAGCAGACCAGGGGAGGGGGACAAGAGUGGCUACUGUGUCAGCUUUCUCAUUUAUUUGGCUUAUUCCCAUUAACUGUCUUAUACAUUUAUUCAUUUUGUUUCUUUACUGUUUCCAAGCUUUGACAGUCUUUAGACUUUAUAGUUUCCAGUAUGGCAAGGCUUCUUCUGUAAAGAGUAAUACUGUAUUGAACCCAUAUACCUUCCCAUUGUUCAUACCAUUGAUUUAUUUAAAGAAUGUGUACUAUCGUCUCUUAUUAAUCUAUUGAGGGGGUGCACUCCCAGUAUUGUCAAGAGUACAGUACAAGGAGCCAAUAGUGGAAAUGAUACUGCAAGAAAGUAACUUCACUAUGAUUCCAUGUUGACGGGAGGAGGAGCCCAGUUUAGUUCUACUGCUCCAGAUCAAACUAGUGGAACAAUGCUCCCAGGAUUUGUUUGUGGCAAAGCUGACCUCACUUUAUAUCAGUUCAAUGCAGUACUAGUUCAAGACUACUACUGGCUCUAUUGGAACUUCUCUAGUAGCACAGAGUUGAUAUCAUUUGCAGUCAAGGUACAAACUACUGGAUGGAUUGGGUUUGGACUCUCACCAAAUGGACAGAUGCCAGGAUCUGAUGUAGUUAUUGGAUGGGUAGAUCAAUAUUCUGGACCAGUUUUUCAUGAUAGGUAUGCUUAUGGGAGAUAUGCUCCACCUAUUGAUCCAAUACAGAACUGGUUCCUAACUAAUGCUGAGGUAGAGGAUGGAUAUACUGUCCUGGAGUUUUAUCGCAACUUUAUCACCUGCGAUGACUUGGAUAAUGAAAUUUUACUAGAAACUGCACGUAUUGUGUAUAGCUGGAAUGACAACUUUUACAGAGCUUCCUUUCCGAUCAGCAUUAGCCUCAGCAAGCACACCACUGCAGGCUCUACUAGCAUUAAUCUACGUGGUGGACUACCUAAUGCACCUCCAAUACCAGAGGACUCUCAAUCUUUCACAAUUGCAGUCAAUGAGGUUGAAAUACCAAACUAUGAAACCACCUACUGGUGUACAGGAGUAGCUCUGGACUCUUCCAUUACUGAAGAAGAGAAAUAUAUCAUUAGAAUAUCUCCUUAUAUUACAUCUGGUAGUGAACCUUAUGUACACCAUAUCCUCGUAUAUGUUUGUGAUGGAUUAGAUAACUCCGAUACAGGAAAAGGCGGGAAUUGUGACACUGAGAUCAGUGAUAAUAUGAGAAAUUGUCUCAGUCAAACUCUAAUUGCGGCAUGGGCCGUUGGGGGCUCAGAUUUUGUAUACCCUGAGCAUGUUGCCUUUCCCAUUGGUGGACCAAAUGGUGAACAGUUUGCUGUCAUACAAUUGCAUUAUAAUAAUCCAGAACAGGUAUCAGGUAUUACUGAUAGUUCUGGUAUUGUCUUCACUUACAUUGACACAAGAAGGCAAUAUGAUGCUGGGAUCCUGUUUCUUGGUCACGCUGUUGCUCCAGUCAUGAUUAUACCUCCUAACACAAACAACUUCAAAACCAUUGGAUUAUGCAGUGGUCCAUGCACUAAAACAUAUUUUCCAUCUUCCGGAAUGCACAUAUUUGCUAGCAUGCUCCACACUCACCUAGCAGGUUCUGGAAUAAAAUUGGCCCAUCUAAGCACAGCCGAGUGUACUAGUGAAGGGAAAACUGCCUAUCAAGAGCUUCAACCGAUUGAAAAUAAUCCACACUAUGAUUUUAAUUUUCAGCAAGCUACUCACCUACCUCAAGAGAUUACUGUAUUACCAGGUGAUACUUUACUGCUAGAGUGCAAGUACAACACAACUGGCAGAACUGGAGUGACAUUAGGAGGUGAGAGCACGUUGCAGGAGAUGUGCCUCUCUUUUCCUGUGUAUUAUCCUCGAAUGACUGAACUACCAAAAUGUGUGAGCCUACCACUCUUUGAUAACAUGGACCAAUUCAUUGACAACUAUGUCCCAGAUGAACACAAGCUAUCCUUUUAUAGCCUGACACCAGGAUCAAGUGCUGAGACAUUAGAGUCUACUAUGAAUCUCCUGAAGUGGACCCAAGACCAAAUCAAUGGCUAUCAACAAUACAUAUAUCAAGAGGGACUCCAGUGGUCUUCAUGUGGAGAAAAUAUGGGUUAUUCUAGCACCGUCCCUUCAGUGUCUUGCUGCUCUUAUGAAGCUCCUGAUGUGUGUACUGGGACUGAGCCUGCUCCAUGUUGUCAAAGAUGCUGUCAUGCUAAGUGUGGUACAGACACAACACGUGUCAGUGCUCUCAUGCUGAUUCUUAUCAGCGCAGUGAUGACACUUUUAAUACUUUGAUAGUGAAUUGAACAGUAAAUGUAAUAUUAUUUGUAUUGACAAUUAUUGUGUAAAACAUGUCUGAUUGGUAUUAAGGUAAAAAAUUUUUUUCAUCUUUAGGCAGUUCCAUUAAAAUUACUUGGUUUACGGAUCCGACCGACUCCAAUUUUUGGAAAA
Messenger RNA from Amphimedon queenslandica, 3072 nucleotides. Its product is annotated as DBH-like monooxygenase protein 1 homolog. Gene Ontology annotation, cellular component: secretory granule membrane. NCBI's taxonomy places the organism in Eukaryota, Metazoa, Porifera, Demospongiae, Haplosclerida, Niphatidae. Bases 994 to 2916 code for a protein of 640 amino acids. Gene Ontology annotation, biological process: norepinephrine biosynthetic process; octopamine biosynthetic process; dopamine catabolic process. Gene Ontology annotation, molecular function: dopamine beta-monooxygenase activity; copper ion binding. The transcript has 20 exons. The record is from RefSeq and is a predicted model, not a curated record.